AUGAGUGGGAGUGGGGAUUCUUCCGGUGAUUUCCAAAGCAUCAGAGAUGUCAUCUGCAACGCUGGUGUUGGUGUCGGCGCUGAUGAUUGUGCAAGAGUUCCAGAGUGUUAUACCAUUUCGGAUCUGCUGAGUAGGGCGGUAGGGCCAGAGAACUCGAACUGGUCAUUAAUUCCUCAAAUUAGAGAUAUCGUUCCAUUUUCCUAUAAUUGUGACGAUCCACAGGUCAACCAUACCGAUUACCCGCUGAUUGACAUCUCUGAAGAUGGAUUUCUACUUAGCUUGCUGACCGAUAAUGGUAACGCCAAGGAUGACCUAAGGCUCCCCACCGACGAGACUCUGCUCAGACAAAUCAAGUCGGCGUUCGGUGAUGGGAAGGAUCUUUUGGUGUCUGUUAUGUCGGCCAUGGGAGAGGAGCAUAUAUGUGGUCUUAAGGACAUUGGCCCCAAGAGCUAA
Tarenaya hassleriana is the source of this 453-nucleotide messenger RNA. RefSeq names its product eukaryotic translation initiation factor 5A-5-like. Gene Ontology annotation, molecular function: RNA binding; translation elongation factor activity; ribosome binding. Gene Ontology annotation, biological process: positive regulation of translational termination; positive regulation of translational elongation. The transcript has 6 exons. The record is from RefSeq and is a predicted model, not a curated record. The coding region runs from base 1 to 453 and encodes 150 amino acids. Lineage: Eukaryota; Viridiplantae; Streptophyta; Magnoliopsida; Brassicales; Cleomaceae.